CAAGUUUUUGAACUUCCGGAGUUCGGUGUUUUGGAACGAAACCCUCUAUAAAGUUCUUUAUUUUGGUGUUAUUUACAACGUAGCAUAAAAUGUUGAUAGUCUGAAUUCGAGCACAUCAAUCCCUACCAUCAGAGAAUAGCAAGAGACCAUGCCAAGGGGAAAAGCAGGAACUGCAGCACCUGCUAGGAAACCAAGGGCACCAAAAGGACCAAAACUUCCUGCACCUUUUACCAGAGGCACUGUCCUGCAAGAUCUCAGGAAGAAACAGUGGAAGUUAGGGGAUGAGGUUGGCAAAGGAGGAUUUGGUCUUAUUUAUCUGGCAUCAGAAGACUUAGGUUCUCCAAUGACUUCAACAGCAGAACAUGUUAUAAAAAUUGAACCUCACUCUAAUGGUCCUUUGUUCUGUGAACUUCAUUUUUACCAGCGAGUAUCAAGACCAGAGAUGAUUGAUAACUGGGUAAAAAGCAAGAAGUUGAAGUACCUGGGAGUGCCUAAGUACAUUGCCCAUGGGAUGCACCAGCGAGAUAAAGAAAACUAUCGUUUCAUGAUCAUGCCUCGCUUUGGAACAGACUUGCAGAAAAUAUUUGAAGGUUGUGGGAAACAGUUCUCAAAGGAAACAGUUCUUGCUCUGGGAUUAAGAAUGUUGGAUGCCCUGGAGUAUCUUCAUGAGAAUGGAUAUGUCCAUGCUGACAUUAAAGCCUCCAAUAUACUUCUAGGCUUCAGUAGCAAGCAGCAGCAGCCAGAUCAGGUAUAUCUGGUGGACUAUGGGUUAGCUCUAAAGUAUAGCCCAGAUGGUUCCCACAAACCAUAUAAAGAGGACCCCAGGAAGGCCCAUGAUGGAACCAUUGAAUUCACCAGUACAGAUGCUCACAAGGGAGUUGCUCCUUCCCGUAGAGGAGACAUGGAGAUUUUAGCCUUCUGUAUGUUACAGUGGCUCUGUGGCAAACUGCCCUGGGAAGAUAACCUGUUGGAUAAAGACUACGUAGCCAAUUCCAAAAUCAAGUAUAUGAAAGACAUUCCAUCACUGACCAGAGCUUGUUUCCGAAAGGGAGAAAUGCAAGAUGAAAUAUCAAAGUUUCUGACGUUAGUGUCAAAAUUGGGUUAUGAAGAGAAACCGGAUUAUAAUAAGUACAGGGCAUUGUUUCAUGAGGGAUUGAAGAAAUUAGGAGUGAAGGAUGAAUGGAAGCUCAAUCUGCCCAUUGCUGGUGCUCCACUGAAGAAGGGCAUCAAGAGAAAAAGUGAACUAGGUGCAGAAGCUUCUAGUCCCAAGAAAACAGCAGUGGAAAAAGUCAGGGGGACUCCAAAAGGACACGCCACAGCAGGCUCUCGUCAAAGUACUCCAAAGCUCUCUGCGAAGCCCCGACAAGGCACACCCAAGACAACAAGGGGUAGAGGUACACCAAAGGUCUCAUCACCGAGAGUCCACACUGGGAUCAAUGGUGAGGCAGUAACGAGUCCUCGGAAAAGUCCAACAAAAGUCCAGACAGUCAAAAGUCCUGUGAAAUCUCCCGCUAAAGGCAGUAUAUCAAAACCUUCUUCCACUCGACGCAAAGUUAAAAGAAGUAAGGCUCCUAAGGUUGAUGCAUGUGUUCAGACUUCCCCUCGCUGAGAUACAGUGUAAAAUAAUGCAAAAAUAGGUUAGUUAUCGCCGGUGUUCAAUUACAAAAGUUCAGUGAUGAGAGCAGAAGUAAACAUUGUAAAUUUCAGUUUUAGUGUGAAUUCCGUCAUAGUAUGAAUGUGACAUAAUAUACAUUACAAUUUACAAACAUUGAAUGGACUACUAAGCAGUAUAUAAUAGCUGUAGUACCUGAGGCUGUAGCUUGUAAGCUCACUGAGCCGUGGUGCCAAUCGGACUUGGUUUAGCUGUACUAUUUUACAAGAUCUUCACAUCUGUGUUCCCUUUAUUUCUUUGUUUUAGUAAUGAGUAUUUGUAUAAACUGUCAUCUUGUCAGUCAUUGUUAAAAAUGUUUUAUAUUUGAUUACAAAUUAAACUUUUUAUUAAACAGUGGA
Molecule: messenger RNA, 2010 nt
Organism: Saccostrea cuccullata (small rock oyster)
Lineage: Eukaryota; Metazoa; Mollusca; Bivalvia; Ostreida; Ostreidae
Product: serine/threonine-protein kinase VRK1-like
Exons: 13
Coding region: 149-1609 (486 amino acids)
Biological process (GO): signal transduction; peptidyl-serine phosphorylation
Cellular component (GO): cytoplasm; nucleus
Molecular function (GO): ATP binding; protein serine/threonine kinase activity
Source: RefSeq, a predicted model, not a curated record